Messenger RNA from Pelobates fuscus (common spadefoot toad), 3517 nucleotides. RefSeq names its product inositol 1,4,5-trisphosphate receptor interacting protein (gene ITPRIP). Bases 1500 to 3089 code for a protein of 529 amino acids. Gene Ontology annotation, cellular component: membrane. The record is from RefSeq and is a predicted model, not a curated record. The transcript has 3 exons. NCBI's taxonomy places the organism in Eukaryota, Metazoa, Chordata, Amphibia, Anura, Pelobatidae.
AGCAAGCAGAGAGAGGAAACUGUUACAGCAGGAGGAGUAAUGUCCCGGCCUUUUCUAAACAGAUCACAGCUUCUCCUACAGCACGAGUAGCGCAGCAUCCCAGGUACCCCACCAGGAGCAGAGCGUCCCAGGUACCCCACCAGGAGCAGAGCAUUCCAGGUAUCCUGACACCACCAGGAGGAGAGCAUCCCAGGUAUCCUGACACCACCAAGAGCAGAGCAUCCCAGGUAUCCUGACACCACCAGGAGCAGAGCAUCCCAGGUAUCCUGACACCGCCAGGAGCAGAGAAUCCCAGGUAUCCUGACACCACCAGGAGGAGAGCAUCCGAAGUACCCCACCAGGAGCAGAGCAUCCCAAGUACCCCACCAGGAGCAGAGCAUCCCAGGUAUCCUGACACCACCAGGAGCAGAGCAUCCCAGGUAUCCUGACACCGCCAGGAGCAGAGCAUCCCAGGUAUCCUGACACCACCAGGAGCAGAGAAUCCCAGGUAUCCUGACACCGCCAGGAGCAGAGAAUCCCAGGUAUCCUGACACCACCAGGAGCAGAGAAUCCCAGGUAUCCUGACACCGCCAGGAGCAGAGAAUCCCAGGUAUCCUGACACCGCCAGGAGCAGAGAAUCCCAGGUAUCCUGACACCACCAGGAGGAGAGCAUCCGAAGUACCCCACCAGGAGCAGAGCAUCCCAAGUACCCCACCAGGAGCAGAGCAUCCCAGGUAUCCUGACACCACCAGGAGCAGAGCAUCCCAGGUAUCCUGACACCACCAGGAGCAGAGAAUCCCAGGUAUCCUGACACCACCAGGAGCAGAGAAUCCCAGGUACCCCACCGGGAGCAGAGCAUCCCACGUACCUUGACACCACAAGGAGCAGAGCAUCCCACAUACACUGACACCACCAGGAGCAGAGCAUCCCAGGUACCCCACCAGGAGCAGAGCAUCCCACGUACCUUGACACGACAAGGAGCAGAGCAUCCCACAUACACUGACACCACCAGGAGCAGAGCAUCCCAGGUACCUCAACACCACCAGGAGCAGAGCAUCCCAGGUACCCCGACAACACUGGGAGCAGAGUAUCUUAGGUUCCCAGAUUCCACCAGGAGCAGAGCUUUCCAUUUGCCCCGACACCACUGGGAGCAGAACAUUAAAGGUACCCCGACAUCACAAUGCGCAGAGAACUUCAGGUUCAGUGAAUCCACCAGGUGCAGAGCUUUCCAGGUACUCUGACACCACCAGGAGCAGAGCUUUCCAGGUACUCUGACACCACCAGGAGCAGAGCUUUCCAGGUACCCCAACACUACCAGGAGCAGAGCUUUUCAGGUAUCCUGGCAGCAGGAGGAGCAGAGUAUUCCGACCUCUCCUAUAUCCUUACAGCAGGAGGAGCAGAGCUUUGAAGCUUACACAGCGCAAAGUGGAGGAUCCUGGUUCAGUAAGAGAAGCAGAGUAUCUGAAGAUUGGCUUGAUGCAGGAAGUAGAGAAAGGAUUAAAACACAGGAGAAGAUUACCAUGCAAGCUGGAAUUUUCAAGGUGUUUCUGGUAGUGAUUACAGGAAUUGUUAACCACCCGCUACUCUUCCCCCAAAACAAUGCCACUCUGCCAGCUACGGAUGAACAUCUCCUCCAGAAAAUGAAAGAGCACGAGGAGAACAUUAAAAGUCAGCAGCUACAACUGGAGUUGCUCAUGAAUAGCGAGGAGUCGCAGGAGGAGGAGCCAAAAAAAGAUAUAGAGGCCUGGGAUUUCUGGAGUGCCUUGUCAAUGGCGAUAUUCCUGUUGAUUGAAAUAUGGCGACAAGACUUUCAAGGUGGGAACACACAAGAUCACGGCAAGGAAGAGGAUGAGCUGCAAUGUUUAGGUAAUGCCUGGCAAGGUGUGUCCCUCCCAAACAAGACUAUGUUGGCUAUUUUUUAUGACCAGUAUAUAAGAAGUGCCAUUUACGAUACUACCAAGACCCGUGAGUUUGUAGAAGGCUUUGCAGAUGAUUUGCUGGAAGCUUUGCGAAGUGUUUGCAACCGUGACACUGAUAUGGAGGUAGAGGAUAGUGUCUGUGUUGGGAGCACGUAUGAAAACUGGAGAGUGAAUAAGCCAUUAGUAUGUGAUUUGAUUGUUCCCUUUGCUCCUCCAGAACCAUAUCACUUUAAGUGUCAGCCUUGGGUCACAGAACAAUCAAUUUUCCCAGGCUAUGGGACAAUCCGAGUUUAUGGACCUGAUGAUGAAGCAGCAGGAUGCGUCUGUGGAAAGACCAAACUUGGAGAAGACAUGUUAUGUCUUCUUCACAGCCAAGAUUUUCAUGUCAAGAAAAAUGACGGGGAUAUGGAUUUACUUUGCUCCAAAAACUCUAAUUUCUUAUCUACCGAUCGGGUGAUGAAAUGGUUCCAAACUUCAGUAACAAAAGCUUGGAGUAAGAUUUCUCACAAAUAUGAAUUUGACCUCACUUUUAGCCACUUGAACUCUCCAGGAGCCUUAAGAGUAAAAUUUAAAUCUGGGAAAGUAAUUAGCUUCAAUAUUACCCCAGUGGUUCAGUAUGAAGACUCUGACUUGUAUUUCAUCUCACAUUUUCCAAAUUCCCCAGAAUUAUAUACUGAGGCUUCCAAUAUCCACUGGAUUCUUUCCUUUGCAGUGUAUGAGAGGAGAUUCCUCAAGGAGAUUGCCAAGUAUCUACCUGCAAAUUCCUGCCACCUUAGCUGCUUACAGAUAAUGACUUUCCUUUACUCCAAACAGUGUCACCUAACUGGGCCAAGCGGGCUGACCACUUACCAUCUGAAAACAGUUCUUCUGCAUCUUUUGCUGAGCCGACCGUCUGCAGAUUGGAACAUUGUAAUGUUAGAAGAACGUUUGAGAGAUAUGUUCAUGAGUCUGGAAAAAAGCUUGCUGGAGAAGAAACUCAACCAUUUUAUGGUGGGGAAUGGCAAACUUCCUAAUUUUGUUAAUCUUCCAGAAAUCUUCCACUACACAGAACCUCUGAACCUCUUCCGGACAUUUGUCCUAAACCGAGAUCUUUACCAGAAAACUCUGGCAAUGUUUUAUGAAAUGCUGAAGAAUGCCAGUGUUUUGAUAAACGAAUAUAGCAUGCAGAUACCCGCUGCAAAUGGAAAGUAGUCAUCCCAUUAAGUAUGGAAUAACAGCCUGUGGAUCUCUUCUAAAAACACCAGCAUAUUUGAAUUGUGUUACGUUCACAUUCAAUGAAUGUAUAAGGCAGCUUCUCGAGAUUGUAGAGAUAAGGAGAUGCAAAGCUGCUUAAAAUGAAUGUGACUAUUUCAUGUACCGGGGGGGCACUGUUUUUUUAAUUGGGUAAAAGCUCUACAACUAUUAAAGGAAACCUCAAAUCCCAGGAUUUUUAAUUUUCUGUUUAUUUAUCCAAUUAAUUUACCAAAUGUGUGUUCGUAAGGGGAAAAGUCAAAUGAAAUCUGUACUACUGUAUUUACUUCUAUCCUAGAACUGAGAGCAUACAUGCUAAUUCUUUGUCUGUCAUUGUAUGCACUCUUCGCAAAUGACAGGGAGCAGAGACAGGGUAGAGAACCCCAAAC